Molecule: messenger RNA, 804 nt
Organism: Miscanthus lutarioriparius
Lineage: Eukaryota; Viridiplantae; Streptophyta; Magnoliopsida; Poales; Poaceae
Source: the annotation of a GenBank genome assembly
AUGGAGGUCGCCCCGCCCCAGCUGCAGCAUCACCUCAGCGACAGCUUCUCCCGCGGGUGGCUGACGAAGCGCGGCGCGCGGACGCCUUCGCUCGAGCGCCUCGUCGCUGACGCCGACCUCGGUCAUUCCUUCGGCAGCUCCAGGUCGUUCUCGUUUAUCGACAUGGACCCCGGGGAGCUCUUCUCCAUGCGGUGGACGGGGACGGGGACGGCCACGGCGCCGCCGGAGAGCGACUUCGACUUCGGGCUUAUUCCCGGCGUCGGGGGCUGUGGCAGUGACCCCCCGUCCCCGGUGCUGGUCAGCGCGAGCCGGGUCAUCCGCGACGGCCGCCUCCUCCCCGGCGACCCCGACGGCCUCCAGGAACGCGCCGCCGACCCGCCCAGCGCGCCGCGGUCGCCGCUGUUCCGCUCGGCCCACAGCACGCCGGCGUCCCCGUCCCCGUCCCCGAGCUCGUGCUCAAGCGGGAGGACGUCCGGGCGGCGCGGCGCGUCGUCGUGGAAGAUACUGCUGCAGUACCUCCGGUUCCUGGUGCCACUGUACCGGAAGGUGAGGGCCCUGCGGCGGUUCCCGGCGCCGAGGCGUCGGCCCCGCGUGGCGCCGGCCAGCCCGGCGCGCGCGUCCACGCCCAGCCCCGAGUGGUGCCACGGCAAUGCCGACACCGCCGUCCGCGACGCCAUCCUCUACUGCAAGAAGUCCAGCGUACGUCCUACGUCCUUGGCACCGACCACCGAACCAGACCAAACCCAGCACCCGCACUGCACGGACACUGACGACCGAUCACUGUGCUUCGUCCUCGCCGACUGA